Messenger RNA from Impatiens glandulifera, 855 nucleotides. Its product is annotated as secoisolariciresinol dehydrogenase-like. The coding region runs from base 1 to 855 and encodes 284 amino acids. NCBI's taxonomy places the organism in Eukaryota, Viridiplantae, Streptophyta, Magnoliopsida, Ericales, Balsaminaceae. The transcript has 2 exons. The record is from RefSeq and is a predicted model, not a curated record.
AUGGGAGCUUCAACACUUUUAGUUUUCGCUGCCAAAAGGCUCCAAGGAAAGGUGGCCCUAAUCACCGGUGGUACAAGCGGCAUAGGGAGAGCAACGGCACAACUUUUCGCAAACCACGGUGCUAGAGUUGUCGUGGCCGAUAUCCAAGACAAACACUUCCCUUCCCUUUCCGAUCAGACCAGCCCAAACGAGACCAUAUCAUUUGUCCACUGCGACGUAACAAAUGAAGCUCAAGUGAAAAAUGCGGUAGAUUCCGUAAUGGACAAGUACGGAAAGCUCGACAUAAUGUUUAGCAACGCUGGGAUCACAGGGGACACCGGUCCCACCAUCAUGGACACGGAUCUCCAAGGUAUAAAGAGUGUCUUUGAUGUGAACGUGUAUGGCGCAUUCAUGUGCGCCAAAUAUGCGGCUAGAGCAAUGGUUCCAGCGAAGAGCGGGAGCAUUAUUUUCACGGCUAGUUCCGUAUCGGUUGUGACUGCCUUCAGUAGCCAUGCUUAUAAGGCGUCGAAGCAUGCUUUGGUGGGUCUGACUAAAGGGUUGUGCGUGGAACUCGGUGGAAAUGGGAUCAGAGUGAAUUGCAUUUCUCCACAUGGAGUUUACACUCCGUUGGUUGCCUCGACAAUGCAAUUGUCGAAGGAAAAGGCGGAUAAAUUAAUUUCGGAGACAGGGAACCUUAAUGGUGUGAUUUUGGAAGAAAAUGAUGUGGCGGAAUCGGCACUUUUUUUGGGAAGCGACGAGUCUAGGUAUGUUAACGGGUUGAACCUUGUCGUGGAUGGAGGCUAUAGCACAACUAAUCCAGCAUUAGUAGAUGCUUUUAAGAAGAUUAUGUCUAAUGAUACAACUAAUUAUAAUUAA